UGAAAUUGACAUGAAGAAGAAGAAGGAGAAAGGAAAAGGAUAUGGUGGAAAGUUACCUUUUUUUAUGUAUUCGUUUCUUGCACAGAAUCAGAAUCUUUUUGUAUCCUUGGAUUUAAGAAUUAGGAUGGGAGAACAUUUAGUGUUGGUGGUUGAUCGAUUAUUAAGCGAUUCUGGUCUUGGGGCGGUAGACAAAGCAGAGCUUAAAACUGACUUGGUUAACAAAGACGGUACAUCUGAAUCUGUAUCUGCAGGAGCAGAUUUAUGUGAGAGUAGAUUCGAACAAUGUAGGAUUUGUCAUGACGAAGAUGAAGAUUCUAACAUGGAUACGCCUUGUUCUUGCUCUGGAACAUUAAAGUUUGCUCAUCGUCAUUGCGUCCAAAGAUGGUGCAAUGAGAAAGGUGAUACUAUAUGUGAAAUAUGUCGUCAGCAAUAUAAACCCGGUUACACAGCUCCUCGACAACUGUUUCACUACACAGGCUUAUCUAUGAACUUCAGGAACGAUUGGGGAAUCGAGGGACUAGAUCUUCGUAAUCCUUAUUUUAUAACCUGGGAUGUAGCUGGUGAUCAUGAGCUUUACUCAUUUCAUAGUCCCACAAGCUUGAUAUGUUGCCGCAUAAUUGCCUUGCUAUUUGUCCUUCUGCUCUUCUUGCGCCAUUCUCUUCCAGUUUUACUAGGUGGAGUCGAUGAUUUCUCGUUAACCAUGCUCAUGUUACCAUUAGUGAGAACAUUAGCAAUCUUGUUGAUUGUAUAUCUAUUUGUUAAGGCAUUCAUUGUUAUACAACGUUGCACACAAGAGAGGGAUACGAGACUCUCUGGUUUCUCGUCUGAUGAAGAAACUGCACCGCCGCGGAUAUUGAUGGCAUUGCCGGAAAGACCCGAACUUCAUGUUCCCGUAAACUAAGAUGAUCACUGAUCAGUAUUCAAUAUAAGUAUAUAACCAUCUCGUUAUAUAUAUGUUUGAUUUGUAUGUCAUGAACACACAUAAAUUAUUUAUACCCAUAGAAUAAAUGUUGAUAACCCGAGUUUGAUCAGAUAGAUGUUAUACGAGAAAAUGUGAUUGUAAGGAGAACUGAUGCAAAAAUAGUAAAAGAGUUCUUCACUUA
Messenger RNA from Camelina sativa (false flax), 1103 nucleotides. RefSeq lists its product as uncharacterized. Gene Ontology annotation, biological process: protein ubiquitination. Gene Ontology annotation, molecular function: zinc ion binding; ubiquitin-protein transferase activity. NCBI's taxonomy places the organism in Eukaryota, Viridiplantae, Streptophyta, Magnoliopsida, Brassicales, Brassicaceae. Gene Ontology annotation, cellular component: membrane. The record is from RefSeq and is a predicted model, not a curated record.